This is a messenger RNA of Nilaparvata lugens (brown planthopper), 5451 nucleotides long. Its product is annotated as transmembrane protein 234 homolog. The record is from RefSeq and is a predicted model, not a curated record. NCBI's taxonomy places the organism in Eukaryota, Metazoa, Arthropoda, Insecta, Hemiptera, Delphacidae. The coding region runs from base 556 to 951 and encodes 131 amino acids. The transcript is spliced from 7 exons.
UUUAGAGCCGCCAUGCCGCCAUUGCUCCAUCUCCAUCUAUGACCAAGAUCAUUUCUUCACCAAGAAAGACGCCGAGAAAAGUUCAAGUUUUUUUCUAGCCCGGUACUCGAUUUUUCAGCAUUAGUUGUUAGGUUUUCUUGUGGAAGUUCGUAACAAUUUAUUGAUGGAUUUUGUAAUUACUGGUCUGAAUUAUAUGGAUAAUCAAUUAUCCCGCGAAUGUAGUUUGACUUCGAAAAGGUUACUCAGUAUGUUUGUAAACUAACCUUAAUACAUUUUUCCGUUUUUCAUACAAUAAAAAUAUAAAUUGAUAGAUGAUCUUGAACUUGCCCAACUAUUAAUAAUCAAUUAUUGAAGAAAUAUUGAACAACAUAGAAAUGGCUAUAAGGAAACAAUGCUUCGCAAAUGAUGAGUCUACGAUUACAAACUAGUCAUCGCAAAUGCUCAGACAUUCAUAAUGAUGUUGAAACCGGUAUUGGAAACCUAGUGAUUUUCUAGCUAUCAAACCUUCACUCUGCAAUAAUUCGGCUUGGAAUUCAUAAGAUCUCUUCAGAAAAUAUGUCUGCAGUUCUAGCGUUGCAGAUGUUUACUGUCGCGCUGCUAUGGGGCGUUACAAAUCCAUUCCUUAAAAGUGGAUCAAAAGGGAUAGAAAAGGUGGGCGCUGAUGGUUUCCUACAAAGGAUCAUAAGGGAAAUCAUUUUCUUGGUCUUCAAUUACAAGUAUAUGAUACCAUUCAUCUUGAACCAAUUGGGAUCAGCAGUAUUCGUUCUUUUAACACUUCAACAAGGAGAUAUCAACGUUGUGGUGCCUGUCACAAAUUCAUUAACGUUCGUCAUAACUACUUUGGUUGGUUAUCUAAAAGGCGAAGGGAAAUUGAAUAGAGAUUCAAUAAUUGGACUCAUUCUCAUAUCACUUGGCUCAACCUGCUUUAUACUCAACAACUCAUCGACUUAAAUAAUAACUCAUAAAUAAUGAUGGUUUGAAAUGGUCAUCUUGAUCAUCAUAAUUCAUGGACCAAGGAUUCUGAGACCUGUUUUCUGUUAUGGUGGCAGUUGCUGUUUCUCUUUCCAUGCUGCUACAAAUUGGAAACAUGCACAGGACUGUACAUGUGCAGCAGAUGGGCGCAUGCACACCAACAGCUACUAGUGCGCAGCUCUCUCUGCGCAUCCACCAAGUGCAACCUCGUCUCUUUGAUAAUGGACUGCCACAGGACAAGGUGCCAACCGCCCAUCCCGUGCCUGCCGACCAAAGAUAAGAUUCUGUGAUUAAAUACAAAAAGUUCAUUCAGUUUAACCAUACAGAAACAAUAUCGUAAGUUUGUUUACGCUAUUGUUUCUCUAUGGUUUAACCUUCCGGCAGUCGUGUUGUAAAAAGUGCAGCAGUUGAUGAUUUUUCAGUUUUAAAAGCCUAAUUUUACUUUGCGGGAUUUCAGGCUAUCAUCUAUGCCUUCUACAACAUCCCUCCCAACCACAAUUAAAGACAAUUUACAUUAAUAAAUAAUGCAUUAAUUGUUCUAAAAAGUAGAUUUAUCAUCUUAAUUACUGACUGUUGUUAAACGUACAUCACGCGACUGUUUGUGCUUUACCAACAGGAUGAUACUAAUUGGAAAUUAGAUUGUGGCAUUAUUUGCAGUGCUAAACAUUUUAAAAUGAGUAUCAAAUACAACUUGGAAUAAUUUUUUUUCAUAAAUACCAAUUCAGAUUAAAAAUCUUUUCAUCUUAUGAAAGAUGAAUAUAUCUUUCAUAGAAAAAAACUGUUUAAAAAUAUAACACGAGAUCACUCAUGUUAUUCUAAUGGACGCGAUUACCGGAAGGUUAAUGAAAGAAUACACAGUCGCAAACGACUGAAAUAUGACCUUAUUUUGUAGUUUAUAGGAUUAUCUUAGGAGUUCUGAACAUGGAGCAUUGUCUUUGCUCACUCCCAUUUUACAUACUGUUGUAACUGAAACAAGUCAAUACGUCAAAAUGGAUAGUCUUCCUGCACUGGCAACAGAAGUAAACCUUGUGUGUUGGAAGUGAGUCGCAGAAUAAUAUAGAUUGUUAAUAUAAGUUUCAGAUUGGUUAACUUUUUCAGAUGUGCUCCCUCAAGCUCAAUGUCGUACCCCCCCCCCCAAUUUAUGUAAAAUUCUGUUUCAGUCCCCCCCCCCCUGGGAUAAGGGACCUUGCAACAGAUCUCUCUCCACAAGAAUCUCAAAUACGUCAAUUCUUUCUUCCCCUGUUUGCUCCCCUGAUUUGUUAUUGAAAUGUUGAAAGAUUAUAGUAACAACUAGAAAAUAAUUUCAGAGUGAAUGAAUAAAUAUCGUACAAUUUUUCAAAAAAUUAUAAUUAAUAAUAUAUAUAAGGCAAUCAUGAUUAAUCAUUUUAAUAUAAAUAGUUAAUUUUGCAGAGUUAAUACAUUCUUUCAAUUAUAUUUUAAUUACGUAUAAAUCUUCCAAUAAAAUCACUUCACUUGUAUGGCCAUGGGCUACUUUAAAAACAAAUAUAAAUCAAUUCAACGUCUUUUGAAAAUGAAAGUAAAUUCGAGUCCUUUCACUAUCACUUCACAUCAAUAAUUAUUCACUGUUAUGUACCGGGUGCUUCAAAAAAAUGUAUACACACUUUGAACUUUCAUAGAAAAAUUAUUUACCGUUCUACAAAGUUAAAUUUCAGGAAAAUAGAAAGCUGAUAGUCCAAUGUAAAUGAAACAUAAAUAACAAAUAAUGUUAAUACUGUUCAAAUUGGUGACCUGCAGCAUCAAUACAAUUCUGAGUACGAUUCACCACUGAUUCUGUACAUCGUAUCAAAACGUCCAAUGAGAUUUCUCUACACACUGCUUGAAUCUCAUUCCAAGGAAUGUCUAGGUUACGUGGUUUACGUUUGUACACCUCAUCUUUUACUGUGCCCCACAAGAAGAAAUCCAGUGGUGUAAGGUCUGGAGAGCGUGCUGGAAACUCGAUUGGCCCCCUGCGUCCUAUCCAUUGGCCUGGCAAAUUUUGAUCCAGGUAAGCUCGUACGUCCCUGUAAUAGUGCGGCGGAGCACCAUCUUGUUGAAAAUAAAAAUCAUCAUUACCGUAUAAUGCACGAAUGGCAGGAAAUAUGGAAUCAGCAAGCAUUGUUAGGUAAUUAAUACCAGUUACAGUGCCUUCAAAUCGAAAAGGUCCAAUGAGUCCCCUUGAACACAAACCGCACCACACAUUUACACCAGGCAAAUUUACAGCUUUUUCAAUUGUAAUGUGAGGAUUUUCUUCACCCCAGUAAACACAAUUGUGCCUAUUGACAGUUCCAUUAAGUUUGAAUUGGGCUUCAUCCGACCAAAUGAUGCUACCCAUAAAUCCUGGUUCACGUAUCACCAUCUCCUGAAUCCAUUCACAAAAUUGCAACCUUCGAUCUGGAUCGUCGUCAUUUAGCUGUUGCACCAGCCUUGGAAUGUAAACACGAUACUUGCCUCUCUUCAGAAUGCGUAGCACGCUGCUAGCACUUACAUCACUUUCACGUGCCCCUUGCCUUGAAGAUUUGUUAGGAGACCGUUGAAACAGUUCCAAGACUGCCGUUGAUGACUCAUCACUUGUAGCUGUUCGAGGCCGACCUGAAUGACCUUUAUGCACAUCACACACUGUUCCAUGAACUUCGAAUUUGUCUCGUAUGCGUGUAAUUGUUAAUCUUGAAGGUGGUUCUGUAUCAUACUCCCUUCUCCACUGUCUUUGAACUUCAUUUACAUUCUCAAACUUCCAGUACCACUUAAUAACCUGCUUACGUUCUUCAAAACUCAAACGUACGUCCGCCAUGUUGUUAUUACAAAUUCCAACUAACAAUAUAACAUAAAGGGACGAUUAUGCUGCCACCUGGCGAAGAAAUAUAACAUUAGCCUUGUAGAGCGGAAAACUACGAUUGUUUAAAGGGUUUAUACAUUUUUUUGAAGCACCCAGUACUUUUCAAUGUCAAUGUUUGUAGUUUGCACUUUAUAUAAAACUCUUACACUAGUCCCACUAUUUUGUAAAAAUGUAUCUUCUUUGCUGCGUCUUCUUCUAUCUUCCUUCUUUUUCUUCCCACUGUUCCGUUUGAGCAGUCUCUCUCUCCUCCAUGCCCUAUAAAAAAUACAAACUAUCAUUAAAAUCAGAACAUUUCAAACAACUAGUUUCGGCCUUUGCACACUUUAAAAUGGCCAAAGGCUGAAACUAGUUGUUUAAAAUAUUUUAAAUAAAAGGGUACUUCAUGUUUUUAUAUUGUUUUUAAUAAAUCUUCCAAUCUAUAGAGAAGUGGCCAUAUACUUUUAAUGUUGCUCUGUUACCAAUAUCUCUUUCACUUUUCUUUUAAAUGCGUUUUUCAUAAUGUUCUUAAUGAUUUUUUCAUAAUGGUCUUAAUGGUUUUUUCAUAAUGGUCUUAUGAAAAAGUAAAAUAAUAAUAAAGUUAUACUGUCAUAUAUAGUGUAACGGAUUUUAUUACUGUCAAUGGGCUUGCUAAUAGAUUUUAUUUUUAUCAAAAUAAUAACUCAUAAACUUUUUUAAAAGGGGGUUUUGAUGAGCGGAAUAGGGUUUAUUUUCAAAAUACCGAAAAACUAAUUAUUAGGAAAUUUGGUACCUAGUAGUAUUCAUCCUAUUCGGGAUGAUGAUAGAUAAAAAAAUAUACUAGAAGAUGGGUAAAUAUAAUUUGAAACUGGCAAUGACAAUAAAAUAUGUGAUUUUUGUACUCACCGCUAUUAAUAACGAGUUGCCUACGUGCACAUGUCUCUCUCAGCCAACUGCGUACUCGCUAUUCCGCAAAUGUGGAUUUGUAGCAUAUAUUUAUUACGGUAACACACGGCACGACGACACGAGAUGCAAAAAUACACGAGAUGCUAGAAACGACUCUCGGCACGAGCUACUAGAUACCGCAACUUCCGGGACCGCACUGCUCUUUUUCCCGUCACUGCCGGAUCAUUACUUGCAUUGUCCUGUUGUCAUUUUGCCAGUGGAUAUGAGGAAUGGUAGAGGAACCUAAAUUGUUUUCAACUAUUAUCUCUUCACUAGGUAUUGAGAGUUCUGUCCAGGGUAGUUCCCAGGUAGAUUGGAUGUGGGCUUGCCUGAAUGACAGUGCCACAGAAAUUCACUGUAUGAACUGCUCUAGACUGCUUGCUAUUCAGGUGAAAUGCAGUUAUUCUUAUCUUGCUUGGGUUUGGUUUUAAUCCCCAGCACUGCAGGUAAUUUGUUAAGGUAUUGAUGUAUUUUUGAAGCACUUCACCUGUUUCUUCAAUGGUGCUUGCCUGUAUAGCCUGUGCAAUAUCAUCCACAUACAUAAACUUGCGGCCUUUAGUAGCUGGGAUGUCUAAUGCAUAUAUGUUGAACAAUACUGGAGAUAGUACAGAACCUUGUGGGACCCCAUUGUUUAGGACUUUCUUCUUACUUCUAACAUGGGUCUCCUGUAGAGCAACAACAUCAAUUCUGUGUUGUUUGGUGAAUUUUUUAAGUAUCUUAGCUUUCGAGAUACCUUCUAUAUUAAG